Molecule: messenger RNA, 1122 nt
Organism: Apus apus (common swift)
Lineage: Eukaryota; Metazoa; Chordata; Aves; Apodiformes; Apodidae
Gene: DMBX1
Product: diencephalon/mesencephalon homeobox 1
Exons: 4
Coding region: 19-1122 (367 amino acids)
Biological process (GO): regulation of transcription by RNA polymerase II
Molecular function (GO): DNA-binding transcription factor activity, RNA polymerase II-specific; RNA polymerase II transcription regulatory region sequence-specific DNA binding
Source: RefSeq, a predicted model, not a curated record
UUCCAGGUUGAUGUCGCCAUGCAGCACUACGGAGUGAACGGGUACUCCCUGCACGCCAUGAACUCGCUCAGUGCCAUGUACAACCUGCACCAGCAGGCAGCUCAGCAGGCCCAGCACGCCCCCGACUACCGGCCCUCCGUGCACGCCCUCACCCUGGCAGAGAGACUGGCCGGCUGUACAUUUCAAGACAUCAUUUUGGAGGCACGUUAUGGAUCCCAGCACCGCAAACAAAGGCGAAGUCGCACGGCCUUCACUGCCCAGCAGCUGGAGGCACUGGAGAAGACCUUCCAGAAGACUCACUACCCAGAUGUGGUGAUGAGAGAGCGGCUGGCUAUGUGCACAAAUCUGCCUGAAGCCAGAGUCCAGGUUUGGUUCAAGAACCGGAGGGCCAAAUUCCGCAAGAAGCAGCGGAGCCUUCAGAAGGAGCAGCUGCAGAAGCAGAAGGACUGUGAAGGGAACCACAAUGAGGGAAAGACAGAGCCACCCAUGCUGGAGACCCAGGCCACCACCCCAGACACAGAGAAGGUCCAGAGUCUUCCGAGUGAGGUGGGUGCAGACCUCAACCUAACCCUGUCAGAGCAGUCGGCCAGUGAGUCUGCACCCGAGGACCAAACCGACAGAGAGGAGGAGUUUAAGAGCACCUUGGAGGAGGUUAAAGUGGACAAGAGCCCUGAUGUGGACAGCAAGGCUUUGAACUGCAAGAGAGGGAGCCCAAAAGCAGAGUCCCCUAUCAGUGCGACUGUGACACCCUCAUCCAGCAGUGCCCUGGCUCAGACUCACUCCUACUCCUCCUCGCCCCUGAGCCUCUUCCGCCUGCAGGAGCAAUUCCGCCAGCACAUGGCAGCCACCAACAACUUGGUCCAUUACUCCUCCUUUGAAAUGGGGACACCGUCUGCCAUGCCCUACUUGGGCAUGAACGUCAACAUGGCCCCACUGAGCUCCCUGCACUGUCAGUCCUACUACCAGUCGCUCUCCCACGCUCAGCAGGUCUGGUCCUCACCCAUCCUGCAGGCCUCCAGCUCCCUUCCAAGCCUGAACAGUAAAACGACCAGUAUUGAGAACCUAAGGCUCCGGGCAAAGCAGCACGCCGCGUCCCUUGGCCUGGACACCCUACCCAACUGA